UGUAAAAAUUGCAACACUUUCCUUUUUGGGAAGUUUCAAAAAAAUUGCAACACUUUCCAAAUUUAGUAAGCUUUUUUAUUUAAAUUACAACAUUACCCUUAUUUAUGUUUUCACCCAGAUUAUUAAAUACACUAACUACUUCUCAUUAAAUGUUGUAAUCUCCCGUAAUUACUCCCUCCAUUGAAUAAAAAAUUACCACCCUAAAGUUGACCUUAUCUCUUCUAGAUUCCUUACCACUUACCAGUAGUUCUUCCAUCUUUCUCUCUCUUAGUGUUCUUCAUUAUCUUUUUUUUUUCUUGUUAAUGCUCAUACAUCAUCCAUGAAAUUUCUGCCACUAAUGUAUUCUCCAUCAAGUUUCUGAUCGUAUCUAGCCUAAACUUGUUCAUUUUUGUGUGAUUUUGAAGUUAUUCGGGCGAUCUAAUCUGGUUUGGUUGGGUUUAAGUUCGUGUGCUGGGUUUUAAGGAAACCCGUAAUUGUCGCUUUAAACAUUCAAUUCAGGUACUUUGUUUCUUUAGUUUGAGGGAUUAUUUCCAUGGAUGAACACCUUAUUGCCCCAGACACCUAUGAAGACUAUUCAAUGUUGGCCUCACCAAUGGUGGUAGAGAGUGAUGAUGCUUAUUUGUCACCACCACCUUCGGAUACUAUAGUCCCAGAAACUUGCAAUUAUUCUUCACCACCACCGCUAGAUAAGGUGAUCCCAAGUGUAUAUGCUCAGAGUAAUGAAGUUGAGUUCUCCGACUUAUCUGACCUUGUGGUUCCAGAAACACCGGAGCAUGUAUUUACUGAAGUGGAAUGUAUCAAUUCCGAGGAGCGUGUCAGGAGAUUCGGUGAACUGUCAAAAAAAAUUUAUUCUUGUUCAAAAGAAGACUCUGAGUUGGUUGAUCAAUCCCAAGAAAAAAACACCAUCACGAGUCCACAUUUUGAGAGUAAUUUCGAACGGUGUUAUGGCAAUUCCCAGUAUCUGGUGAUGGUUGAUCAUCAGGUGUUUGGGAAGCAGCCAGAUUUCAUCUUGGAAUAUUAUAAGUUGAUGUGGCCAGAACACUUCCCUGAAGAUUAAUCUGAAUAAGUCAUUCUAUCUCUCCUUUUAAAUUUAAUCCUUAUCUUGUCAUUUAUGGUUGAUUAAACAUGACUAUCCGCUAAAUUAUGGGGUUUAGCAAUUCUUGUGUGAUGUGAUACUUUGUGUGUUUUAAUGUGGUUUGUCAAUGGUACAUCUCAAGGAUUUAUGUGAGAGAUGAGUCUUUACAUAGAACUAUAUGAAUACAAACUUGCAUAUGUACUCACCUUACAAAAUGUGACCAGUUUCGAUUCACAUAAAUUACAUGCCAUCUUUACAGUAGUUUAAAUGAUGGUUUCAUUUCAGUACGCAAAAGACUAAUGGCAUGCUUACAAAUGUAGUUAGUUCAUGCACAAAAGUGUUAAUAACAUCAGGCUAAGCUCUCAAAAUAAUUCCUUCUGGUCAAAGUUUUUACUGGUGCCUCCCAUUUUGAUAUGGGUCUUCAACUCUUACUCCCAUCUCAUUCACUCUCUGCCUAAACUCGUUGAUAUUGAUUUGUCCCUCCUGCAUGUAUUGUCGAAUUGAAGUUAGCAGGUCAUCUGGCACUUCAACCGUGUCUGGUAAUAACCCAAGAUUGUCCAUCUUAGCCUUCCCCUUGUGAGGGCUUUUGUAGUUAUUACCCCCUUUCACACCUAAUAUCUCAAGCAUCACAUAUUGAAGUUGCAGCCAUGUGUAGUUUAUUAACUUCGGGUCAUAUGCUUCGUAUGCUUCUUUAACCGCCUUGACUAAUGCUUCAACAUCCCUUGGGAACUUUUGGUGUUGAAGGGAUUGAAUAGCCCUGAAAAACCCUAGGUCAAGGACAUUAAGGUCUGGGGAUUGUGGAGGUUGGCAUAUAAGUUGAAUAUUGAACCCCUCUUGAGUGGCAGCAUCUAAAAACUCUGCAUCAUUUCGAUUGAUGUGUGGCCUAGCGUUGUCUUGUUGAAUCAAGAUAUCUUUGCUAGCAAACCAAGGCCAUUUGCUUCUGAUUGCUGGAAGCAGCUCAUCUAUAAUUUUCCUUCUAAUAACUUCCUUUGUGACAGAUGUUAUUGCUUUUAUUUCAAUUGUUCCCCUUUCCCUAUUUUUACUGGAUCUUUUGGCCGGAACCUCCUCUGUGAAUGGGAAAAUACCCAAUUUCCCAUCAAACAAAACUUCACCAUUAUACCCUAUAAUAGGUCUAGCAAUACCACAAAGAAACAUGACUUUGACUAAAUAAUUGCUGUUUUGAGUUGCUCUGUAUGGUUCUUCUUCUCCUGCCAGUAGGUAGUAUCUUUGGGUUUUUCUGCUCAUAUAGAACCAUUUCUCGUCGAUAUGUAUCACAUUGUAAAGUGAGCUAAAUUUAGGACCACUAUGCACAGUUCUUGGAAUAAUUUUACUCAAUAUCCAUUGUAUCCUUUGAGUCUUGUGUGCUGCUGUAACAGAUGGUUUUAUGCUGUUUGUAUGAGGUCUAAGAAUUCCCUUCUUCAGCAGUCUGUAAAUGGUGCUUGGACUGGUUUGUAAAGCAAUAGCAAAAGACCUUAGCGUGGUCCUGUGUCGUUUUGGGACAUUCUUUAUAACCUCCUCUGUGAACUCUCUUGCUUUCCUCCCAACCCUUCCUUUUUUUUGUCUUCUUACAUCAAUAACAUCUUGUUGCAUUUGAUCCUUGGCCCUUCCCCAAAUUCUGUGAACUGUGCUUUUAUCUACACCAUAUUCAUUAGCUAACUUCUUCGCUACACCCCAUGGUAAUGUCAUGUCUUUAUUGGCUAAUAACAUGAGCUUGGCUACCAUGACUGCUCUUUGAUUGUCACUUAGCUCAAAUGUUUUCUUUCCAUGAUUACGGUUAGUAUUUGAGGUUUCACUUGGUUGCAUGUUUUGAAAGUAAGACGAAAUUAUAUCACUAUGAAUAUGCUCAUCAUAAACAUUAUGCAUAGCUUCAUAAUCAACAUUAUUAUCAUCAUCACUCAAAUACCAUACCUCUGCUUGUGAAGCUUCAUCAUCACGAAACUGAUUCAUUUGUUGCUCCAUUGACAGAAAAUCCAUGGUUGGGAUAUCAACAUCUAACAAGUCAUCAUCAGAAAGCUGUCCAGAUUCCAGCAACUCUUCAAGCAACAACAACUCUUCAAAUGUGGGCGGUUGGUCGUCAUCCUCCAUAGCUGCAAUUUUUUGGUGUUUGGUGAUGUAUUUUGUGUUUUGUUGGAUGAAGAACAGAACACCCCCUCUUUUGUAGUUGUAGUCUGGUGGGAAAUCUUCCCUCCCAUUUGAAAUGUAAAGUUUUAAAAUUCAAAAUUUAAUGACAAAGUUGGAGGGAAAGUUGAAAAUGUAGCCUCCUUUUUGUUGUACAGUGCCGUAGGAUGACAAGAUGUGGGGCCAUAUUAUUUCUA
Molecule: messenger RNA, 3390 nt
Organism: Spinacia oleracea (spinach)
Lineage: Eukaryota; Viridiplantae; Streptophyta; Magnoliopsida; Caryophyllales; Amaranthaceae
Exons: 2
Coding region: 533-1057 (174 amino acids)
Source: RefSeq, a predicted model, not a curated record